AUGGCCCGAUGGAUUGCAUAUAGGUCUGGGAAAUCACAUAGUAGUGUUCAUACACAAUUGAUGUCAAAUCAUAAAUUGGUGGUUGAAUCUAACAGAAAAUAUGUUAAAAUGCUAAUAGACAUAGUUAUACAUAUAGCUUCUCAAGGAUUAGCAUAUAGAGGUCAUGAUGAGAGCAAGACAUCAUUAAAUCGAGGGAAUUUCAUAGAAACUUGUAUUUUAUUUUCCAAACAUAUACCUGAAUUUGCUGAAAAAUUUAAAAGUUCUAUUAACUAUACUAGUCAUUCAAUACAAGAACAACUUAUUAGUCUGUGUGCUGAUAGUGUAAGAGACACAAUUAUACAAGAAAUAGGAGAUGGUGUGUUUGGUGUAAUGUGUGAUGAAGCACGUUGUUAUAAGGAAGAACAAAUGGCUUUAUGUGUUAGGUACACAAAAGAUUUAAAUAUCCAUGAGAGAUUUUUAGGAUUUAUAGAUUGUUCUGUUAAACAAGAUGCCCAAGCUCUAAGUCAACAUAUUUUUGAUUAUUUCAAAGCUUGUAAUUUAAGUGAUAAAGCACAAAUUAUUGGUCAGUCAUAUGAUGGAGCUUCCGUUAUGGCUGGAAAAUUUAACGGCGUUCAAGCCAAAAUUCAAAACAAAUAUCCUUACGCAGUAUAUACCCAUUGUAUGGCACACCGUGUUAAUCUAGUUGUUGUUGACAUGUGUAAAUUUGUAAAAGAUACAAGAUGUUUAUUUAAUACGUUAGAAAGUAUUUAUGUUCAUUUUUCUUAUCCGACAAAAAAUCAACAGCUCAUUGAUAUGCAAAAAAAAUUGGGGUUAAAAAUUAAAACAAUUGGAAAAAUAAGUGAUACAAGGUGGAAUUGCAGGUACAAAAAUUGUGAUGCUGUCUUAGACUGUUACCAAGCAAUUAUUCAUGUAUUACAAGAAGAAAUUGAAAAUGACAAUGACAAAGAUGUAAAUGAAGCUUUAGGAAUACUUACUAAUUUACAAAAAGGUUCUUUUAUUGUAAAUUUGUUUGUUAUACGCGAAGUACUUAGCAUCAUUAAUGUCAUGAGUAACAUGAUGCAAGACAAAAAUGCCACCUUGGGAAAAGCAGUAGAGAUAAUCAAUAGUGUUAUAACAAGUUUUGAAACUUCUCGUACUCCAGAUUCUUUUACUGAUCUUUGGCAGUCGAUACAACAAUUUGCAGAUGAAAAUAAUGUUACAAUUGAAAUUCCAUACCUAGCACGAG
This is a messenger RNA of Myzus persicae (green peach aphid), 1225 nucleotides long. RefSeq names its product zinc finger MYM-type protein 1-like. The record is from RefSeq and is a predicted model, not a curated record. NCBI's taxonomy places the organism in Eukaryota, Metazoa, Arthropoda, Insecta, Hemiptera, Aphididae. The transcript has 5 exons. The annotation marks the transcript as partial.